CCAUAGGAACGCAGAAGCGGCUUGUGUGUGUCUGCGUGUGUGUGUGUGUAGGUACGCUUGCUCGGCGGUUAGAAACGACUGGCUGGGCGGAUAUGGAGGGGCUCGGGAAAAACGCUGGGAACUGACCGAGUACCGAAACGAAGAGUGAAAGAGAGAGAGAGGGAGAAGAAGGACUGACGGAUAGCACGGUAGGAAGGACGGAAGGAAAGGAGGAGAGGAGGAGAGAGAAGUCUAAAAGAGGAGAGGAAGAGUGUGAAGAAGGGGCUCGUCUGGAACACAGAAGGAUCCUAAGGAGCGAGCCCUGGGCUGGAUGGGACCCACCAUGCCCCCCAGUAAAAAGGCCCAGAGCCCCAGUAGUGGAGCUAGUGCCUCACAGGGCAUGAGCCCGCCGUACCGGCAAGGUGACGCCGCCACGGCGGCGUCUGAAGCCGAGGCGGCUGACCUCUCCCUUUCCCUGUCCGCCUCCUUCUCCAAGGCCGAAGACGAAGAGCUCACCAGCCUCUCCUGGCUCCACGAGAGCACGGACCUCCUCAACAGCUUCAGCCAUUCUGGGCUUCGUAGCGUCUCCCCUCUGCAGGACCCCGAUGGCCAGCACCCUCGCUCGCCCUCCUCCUCGUCUCCCUCCCCAGACGACCCCCUGCUCGGUGACGCACACUCAGCGUACGACUUGACGGCGGGGGCCAACCGAAAACCUCCGUACUCCUUCAGCUGCCUGAUUUUCAUGGCCAUCGAGGAUGCGCCAAACAAGCGGCUGCCGGUGAAGGAUAUCUACGGCUGGAUUCUGGAGCACUUCCCUUACUUUGCAAGCGCCCCCACAGGCUGGAAGAACUCAGUGCGCCACAACCUGUCGCUCAACAAGUGCUUCAAGAAGGUGGAUAAAGAUCGCAGCCAGAGCAUAGGCAAAGGCUCUUUGUGGUCCAUAGAUCCAGAGUACAGGCACAACCUGAUCCAGGCUCUGAAGAAGACGCCGUACCAUCCCUACUCGCCCAGCCUGACCACCCCCUCCACCUCCCCACCCACCCUACCGCAGACAUUUCACCACAGUCCUCCGUUGUGGUCGGGGAGUCCCCUCUUCAGAAAGAACGGAGGAGUACUCCUACAAGUUCCUCGAGGUGUGAUCCAAAAUGGCGCCCGUGUCAGGAGCCAGGCCCUCUUCCCUGUUAUCAGACCCUUACCUGUAAGCCCUGUGGGGAGCAGAACCUCGGCCAUAAGAUCAUCCCUGGGCGAUUAUCUAAGCCGAGGACAGGACAGCCCAACCUGCUACUCUCCUCCGCCCUGCGGCGAGGACCUCCAGGACGACCACACUUACAGCACCGCCAAAUCCCCCAGCAGGCUGUGCUCCUCCCAGGUCACCUCCCCUUCCUCCCCCGUGGACGACGACGACAUUAUCGCCGUGGAAAUCCAAUCAGACGUCAAACCCGAGCCCCGGGAGAUCCCACUGGACUCUCACGUCACCACUGCCGCCACCACCACUACCUACAUUUCCCAGCAGCCCCCGCGCGGACAGAGACGUAGUUUGGGGGGAGCCGGGACUCUGGCUGGGAGCAGUUUGCCCUGGACCAAAAGCCGAGCGAGAGGCAUUAGUGACACGCUGCCGCUGAAGAAGCGGCGCGCGGCGACGGUGGAGAAGCCGCCGGAGAGCGACGACGAGGAGAUGAAAGAGGCGGCGGGAUCGCUGCUCCACCUGGCGGGGGUUAGAGCCUGCCUCAACAACAUCACAAACCGCACCGCCAAGGGCCAGAAGGAGCAGAAAGAGGCCCUGAGAAACUAAGACACACACACAUAGAACAAAGCAUAGACACACACACAGACGGCUUAU
Pundamilia nyererei is the source of this 1819-nucleotide messenger RNA. It is a transcript of the gene ches1, whose product is annotated as checkpoint suppressor 1. The transcript is spliced from 6 exons. Gene Ontology annotation, cellular component: nucleus. Bases 311 to 1771 code for a protein of 486 amino acids. Lineage: Eukaryota; Metazoa; Chordata; Actinopteri; Cichliformes; Cichlidae. The record is from RefSeq and is a predicted model, not a curated record. Gene Ontology annotation, molecular function: cis-regulatory region sequence-specific DNA binding; DNA-binding transcription factor activity. Gene Ontology annotation, biological process: regulation of DNA-templated transcription.